This is a messenger RNA of Thalassophryne amazonica, 1749 nucleotides long. RefSeq names its product zinc finger protein 583-like. The record is from RefSeq and is a predicted model, not a curated record. Bases 95 to 1594 code for a protein of 499 amino acids. NCBI's taxonomy places the organism in Eukaryota, Metazoa, Chordata, Actinopteri, Batrachoidiformes, Batrachoididae. The transcript is spliced from 5 exons.
UGGUUUCCUGUUUGCUAAUUUAGCUUCCGAAGCUAGCAGAACACCCUGAAGACUCUCCUUGGAACAGAUUAAACUCACUCUGCUUUCUACAAACAUGUCUAAAGUCCAGCUGCUGAGGGGCAUGUUGAAACUACGGCUAACGGCUGCUGUCAAAGAAAUACUUGACUUGUUUGAAAGAAUGACCGCAGACUAUGAAGAAGAAAUUCAUCGUUUAAAAGAAGAGAACAAAGGAGGGGAAGUGCUGGAUGCUGGUUUUAAUUCUAGAGUUCGCUUGUACAUUGCAGACAUGCAGCAGCUGUUAGAGAGUAAAGAAGACUUUCUUCCUGAGCAGCAGGAAUGGAAUCAGACUGUGGACCAAAAGAACUCAGAGCCUCCAAACAUUAAGGAGGAACAGGAGGAACUCUGGAAUGAAGAAAAACUAGAGUCACCACAGUCUCAUCAAAGCCAUGAGAGCACAGAAGGGGAACAUCUUUCCAACAACUCAACUGAACACAGAACAUUUAAAACAGAAGCUGAUGGAGACGACUGCGGAGGAUCACAACCUGCCAGAGACUCUGGUCCAUGCACUCAUUUACAUCUCCAUCCUGAUGAUGUGCAGCAGUUGCUGAUUAAAGAUGAAAUUCUCCCUGAAGACCAGCAGUGGAGUCUGAGUGUUGACCAGGAGAGGAUUAAAGAGGAACAAGAGAAACUCUGGGUCAGUCAGCAGGGACAGCAGCUUCACCAGCUGGAGGAGGCCGAUAUCACUAAGUUUCCUUUCACUGCUGUUCAUGUAAAGAGUGAAAAUGAUUAUGAAAAAGUAGAGUCAUCACAGUUUGAGAGCACAGAUGCUGAGCCUGUAGCCAGCAGCUCAGGUGUAUACAGAACGAGGAGAGCAAAAACUGAGGGAGAGGGCUAUGGAGGACCACAACAAUCCAGCAGCUUGGGUCCAAGCAGUCAUUUGCAACGAGAUACCAGUGGUAGGAGUUCAGACAGUUCUGAAACUGAGAUUGAUGACAGUUAUGACUGGAAACAGACAAGAGAACAAGUUAACAGGAAUGUCUCUGUUCAUCAUGGCACUUUCAACAUUGCUAAGAAACAACAUAAUUGCUGUGAAUAUGGAAAAUUAUAUGGUCAUAUGAUCUAUUCAAAACACAGACAAAUAAUUCAUGCAGGAGAGAAACUAUUUUGCUGUUCUGAGUGUGGUAAAAGAUUUGGACGAAAGAGCAACCUGAACAAACACAUGAGAAUUCAUACAGGUCAGAAACUGUUUGUCUGUUCUGAGUGUGGUAAAAGAUUUGGACAGAAGAGUGAUCUAAUCACACACAUGAGAAUUCAUACAGGUGAGAAACCAUUUGGCUGUUCUGUAUGUGGUAAAAGAUUUGGACAAAAGGGCCAUCUGAGGUCACAUUUGAGAAUUCAUACAGGAGAGAAACCAUUUGGCUGUUCUGUGUGUGAUAGAAAAUUUGGAAACCAAGGCCAUCUGGUUGCACACUUAAGAAUUCAUACAGGAGAGAAACCAUUUAGCUGUUCGGUCUGUGGUAAAAGAUUUGGACGAAAAAGCCAUCUGAACAAACAUAUGAAAAUUCAUGCAGAACAGAAACCACAAAAUAUUUAACAGCAGAAGAAAUACAAAGUAUAAAGGAAGAACAUCAAGAGGCUGAGUGGAUUUCAAAAAAUACAACAGAAAAACAAAGACAAACAACAAAUGCCAGCAAUUGUAAUCACUGAAGAGGAGAUCAGAAAGAAAAUGAGUGAAUACAGUAACUUCAA